This is a messenger RNA of Mesorhabditis belari, 594 nucleotides long. NCBI's taxonomy places the organism in Eukaryota, Metazoa, Nematoda, Chromadorea, Rhabditida, Rhabditidae. The record is from the annotation of a GenBank genome assembly.
AUGCGUCCCUACACGGAGCAACCGAUGUGUCACAUGUACAACCAAGGCUACAUCGUGUGCAUUCUCGGGCCGAUGUUCAGCGGGAAAACCACGGAACUCAUACGAAUCCACGAUCGCUACCAAAUCGCCAAGAAGAGCUGCGUUUUGGUGAAAUAUGACGGAGAUGUGCGCUAUGAUGCCGAAUUUGUGACCACUCAUCAGCAACAAAAAGCUCGCGGAUGCACGGAAAUCGAAGUGGUGGCGAUUGAUGAGGGGCAAUUUUUCGACGAUCUCUCGGCUACUUGUGAACAACUGGCAGCUGACGGGAAAAUCGUCAUCGUUGCCGCUUUGAAUGGGGAUUUUCGACGAAGGCCGUUUCCCGAGGUUUCAAAGCUUCUCUCAUACGCGAAUGAUAUCAAGAGCCUCUCAGCUGUUUGUAUGCACUGUGGUACCGACGCCGCUUAUACUUUCAGGAACACAAACGAGAAACAGGUUGAAGUGAUCGGUGGAGCCGAUCUCUAUCAAGCGCUUUGUCGAACGUGUUACUACGCCUCAUCAAUUGCAAAAUGCCAAGAUCAGACGAUCAAAAGCCAAGCUCGACGCUCGUGCAACGGA